Molecule: messenger RNA, 1389 nt
Organism: Scomber japonicus (chub mackerel)
Lineage: Eukaryota; Metazoa; Chordata; Actinopteri; Scombriformes; Scombridae
Product: bone morphogenetic protein 10-like
Exons: 2
Coding region: 1-1389 (462 amino acids)
Biological process (GO): BMP signaling pathway; SMAD protein signal transduction
Cellular component (GO): extracellular region
Molecular function (GO): growth factor activity; cytokine activity
Source: RefSeq, a predicted model, not a curated record
AUGUCCGUCUCAGUCUUCUCCAGCCUGGGCUUUAUCCACUCUCUGAGUGUCCUACUUGUGAUGUUGACUGGUUUGAGCUUGAGCAGUUCCAUCAGGUCUCCUGAGAACCAUCACAGGACAUCAGUCGGUAGGGACGGACGUGAUAAUCCACUACUUGAUGCACAAGACUUUCUGAGCCAGUUUCUGUCUACACUAAACCUCACAGAGCAGAGGCCCCAGCCCCGGCCCCUUGACGCCCGUAAGGAGCCACCAGAGUACAUGCUGGAGCUGUACAACCGAUUUGCUAAUGACCGCACUGCUGUGCCCUCAGCCAACAUUGUGCGCAGUUUCAAGAAUGAAGAUUCCUCCCCCUACAGUAUAACGGCCAGGGGUAUAAGGAUACAUCCCCUGCUGUUCAACAUCUCCAUGCCUCACUAUGAGCACAUAACAAUUGCUGAGCUUCGCCUGAUCACCCUGGUCCGGAGGGCCCAAAGACCGUAUGCUGGCCUUGAUUGCAAGGUGACCAUCUACAAAAUACACGAGGGUGUUGUUUGGACAAAAGAGGUGGGGAAAGAAGAGAGAAGGAGGGAUAAAGAGGAGGUGGUGGAGACGGCAGAUUUGGAGGAACUGGUGACAAAGCAUAUUCAUGCCAAAGAUAACAGCUGGGUGUCAUUUGACCUGACUCAUGUGGUUACACUCUGGGGGAAGUCAGGGUGCACAACUCACCGACUGGAGGUUCAUAUUAUGAAUCUGGGGUCAGAAGAAGCAGGCGCCGCACGAGAGAGCACAGAAGAGGGUGAAAGUCUGAUUGAGAUUGAUAUCGACAGAGGCUUGGAGGGGAAACACAAUGCAGUGAUGAUCAUAUUCUCAGAUGAUAAGAGCAGAGACCACAAACAUGAUAAGCAAGAGCUCAACCAGAUGAUCGAACAUGAGAAUGACCUUCCAGAAAACAUGGACUGGAGCCAACAAGCUUUCUGGGGGCAUCACAACGCCGGCCAUGCUAACCAGGACGAGCUAGACACACAGUCUCUCCUACAGCUGCAGUCCAACCUUAUCUAUGACACACCUCCUCGAAUCCGUCGCAAUGUUAAGAGUGAGCCAUGCAAAAGAACCCCGCUGUUUGUGGAUUUUAAAGACAUCGGCUGGGAUUCAUGGGUCAUCCAGCCACUGGGCUAUGAAGCAUAUGAGUGCAACGGUGUUUGCAAGAUACCUAUGACCUCUGAGGUCUCGCCCACCAGACAUGCCAUAGUGCAGACACUGUUGAGCACUAAGAGUCCAGAGAGAACAUCGCGUGCCUGCUGUGUACCCACUAAGCUGGAGCCCAUCUCACUCCUUUAUCAUGAUAACGGGGUGAUCACUUUCAACCACAAGUAUGAAGGCAUGGUGGUGGCAGAGUGUGGCUGUAGAUAG